Molecule: messenger RNA, 2220 nt
Organism: Diaporthe amygdali
Lineage: Eukaryota; Fungi; Ascomycota; Sordariomycetes; Diaporthales; Diaporthaceae
Exons: 7
Coding region: 1-2220 (739 amino acids)
Source: RefSeq, a predicted model, not a curated record
AUGUUCUAUAUCCCAGAACAACCAAACACAGCCAUCAACAACUCAGACUUCCUUCGUUACUCCUACGGAGGUCUGCCAGAUUUCAACCAGCAGUAUACCCAACAAGGCCACGGUCAUCAGCAGCCUUUCCAGGAGCAGAACCAACAAUAUUUUGAAUCAGAUCACCAACAAUAUCCCCGGAAACGACAGCGGGUUGACUCAACGAACAUGCCGAUAUCUUCCUUGUUCUCGAGGUGCCUUCCUAGCCAGGUCGACGAUGAGAAGUCGCCAGUCUCCGGUGGUGGGUCUGACGGUCAAGAUGACGGCCAAGCGUCUUGUAUAGGCGUCACUGCUUCCCUUCGAAAAUGUCUGGGAAUUGUUGACACACGCCCGACGUUCCCGGGUUUCGAUGCCGCCACAACAGGGUAUCAUGCUAUUCCUUCUACAACCUCCUAUGAUGGUGUGGUACCACGAGCGUACUCGGCGGAUUUGUUGUCCCCAGUGCACAACCAAAUCCCCGAGCAUCCCUUGACGUCAAGCCACGGCCCUCAACAUCCGUUGAUGUUUGGUGCCGAAGAGUCAAAUCAUUCGGCCCACCUGCAGGGCUAUCCUCCUCUUCAGCCAACAAGUCACUUAAGCAGCAACCAGCCUACCACCAGUCCGGACACCAUGGUUUACGCAGCCCAGGAGACGAACCAUGGGUUUCUCAAAUCAGAAGCAAGUCCGACCUUCGUCAAAUCAGAAGGUGCAGACCCUGGAUUUCCCGUGCCCGGGUUCCAGAGCAACGCAGCGCCACUACGUACAGUGGCAGAGACACCUUAUACGCAUUCUGGCAUCACCAGGCCAGAGGAAAACUACGCCCGCCAAGGCGUGGUGGGCUACCAGGCCCCGCCGCCGCACUAUUCCUUUCUACAUGGCUACACCCCCCAUGACGGGCUCAACGCUGAGCAAAUGGACCGCUUCCAGCUAGCUCAACAAGGCAAUGGGUUAGAGGUGGUCAUGCCGAAUCAUAAGCCUCCAAUUACGAAGCGGGGACCUUUCAGGAACCAAGAGAAGCGGAAACAAACUGCGCAUUGCGAGGCCAACACUGACGCCCCUGACGACCACGACGCGCCGUGCGACGGUUGCAGGAAAAUUGGCGCCAAUUCCAAAAUCCACCGGCUACCGUGCAAACGGUGGAAAAUAACCGAGGUCAAGCUCUUCAAGCCGGGCCAGGUCAAGGGACUCGAGUGGACGAGACGGUGGAAAGACACCACGAUGGCGCCUGACAUCUGCCAGUGGGACUCUCCCGAUGUGAAGAUCAUCACGCUGACUGAGGGUUACGCGGACGGUGUUCAGUUGCGGGUUCGUCGGUUUGUCCAGCAGAAUGGCGAUAGGUUACACCGCACCUGGUACGAAAACGGCAAGGAGCAGCGCUGGUACAUAGAGCCGUACGCGCUGGUUGACCUUGAAGGGGCGAGGACGCAAUACGACAACUAUCUGAAGUCAGGGCUGAAUGGGAUGUUGAAGGCGCUGCUUGGGCCAAAGGAGAAGCUGCUGUGGCGGACAUAUGAGCACGCUAUCCGGCGACUUAAGAGGCCGGGGACGCCAGAGGAAGAGAAAGACCUUAUCUCCAAAACUCUCGAUCUAUGGGCAGCUGUCCGCCUGACGACGAAAUCGUUCCAGAUCAUCGGGCAAGAGACGCUCGGAAUCCGACCACUCAAAGGGAACAUUCCCAUCCCACCCGUCAUGGGAGCGCAGCUGGAUUUCAUCCUCCUCAACCAGACGCUGCCCAAGCUUCGAAGGGAGACGUUGGAGUUGUUGCAGACCAUGACGCAGGCGAAGAAGCAGAAGACUUGGCUGACGACGUACCUGGUCACGUUCAUCCUACUACACAACGUGGCCCUUAUCACGGCUCACGACCGCAGCUAUGCCAAGAAGCAUGGCCUUAAAAGCAAUUUUGCCAGGAAGGAUAUGGUCGAGCAGUAUCACUUGGGCGCGAGCAUCUUUUUAGCCUACUAUCAUUAUUGCAACAAAGGCGUGUACCCAUUCUCCACAGAAUGCAAGGAUUCUGACCUGCAGAAUCUGGCUGAGCUGGAUGAAGAGUCGAUCAAUUUUAUUAAAUACACCAGGAAUUACGCCAAGGAGCACAAGGAUCAGUGGGACGAUCUGCAUGAGGCCAAGGACUACGGCAACGACUACUACUUCAUCAGACAGCUGUUCGAGCAGAACUGGACGCCCCAGAACACGAUAGUCGACUAG